UUUGAUACAUCGAUUGAUCAUUGAGAUUGAGCUAUUGUUUAUCUUUAUAACAUUCGCAUUGCUCUGACAUCGUUAGCCGCUAUCUAAUGUCUCAUGAAUGCGCUAGUUCUCUUAUAAUUGGAGUAGAGAUUUUAUAAAAUUCCCACUAUUAAAGAUUUAAAAUAAUGUCAGUUACAGACCAAGAAAUCAUACAAUAUGUUCCGUUUAUGUCUUUCGUUCAUCCAUCAUUCUGGCACAACUUAACUGAUUUAAAAUUAAAUAUUGAUAAAUUAAAUGAGAACACGAAGCAGAUUUAUGGCCGAUUCACUUACCAAGAUGAUAUGGGACCUGUAUUUGAAGUUGAUGGAACAUCUUUUAACAAAGAUCCAGAAACAGAGCAUUUAUACUUGAGCGUAACUGGUACAAUUAUGAAUAAAAAUACAAUUGAAGACUUUAAAAGCAUGGAUAAAGCAUCUCUGCUUAAUAGUUUGGGAGAAAUAAUUUGGCAAAACAUAGAAACAGAAUCUUGGAUUAAUAAUCCACACACACUCUUAAACUUUUUUGUACUCUCAUUUGCAGAUCUGAAAAAGUUUCACUACUACUACUGGUUUGCUUUUCCAACACCUAGUCAACCAACAGUAUACAUGAAAGAAAAGAGUUCACUUGCAUCCUCACAUUUCAACAAUAAGCAACUAGAGGACAUUGCACAUGAAUAUAAAGCACUGGAUAUGAUGCAGAAAUACUUUUUCGUAAUUUCCAAGGAAAAUGAAAAGAUUAAGGUCCAUAAGUUAUCUGAUAUUGUUGGAAAUGAUAUUCUAAAGGACACUUUGAAAGUUGAUAUUUCCAAGAUAUAUUUUGCUUUCUCUGAUCCAAGUAAUAAUUGCAACCCUGGAUGGCCAUUAAGGAUUUUUAUAGCAGCUCUACUGCAAUUUUCUCCCCAAUUGAGUAAAUCAGAUAUAAAGGUUUUAGGCUUGAGGUUAAAUAAAACUGGUUCUGCGGAUAACAGUCGCAUUUUUAUCAUAAAUGCCACUGAGAAUAGUCAUUCUGAUGGCAACAAGGGAUGGGUUGGAUGGGAGAGAAAUAAUAAAGGCAAUUUUGGACCCAAACUAGCAAAUAUGUCGGCAUCUAUGGAUCCCAUAAGAUUGGCUGACACAUCAUCGGAUUUAAAUAUUAAACUAAUGAAAUGGAGAUUAGUACCAGAACUCGAUGUGGAUAUCAUGAAGAGAACGAAAUGUUUGUUAUUGGGUGCUGGGACGUUAGGGUGUCAUGUAGCUCGAGAUUUAUUAGCAUGGGGUUUCCGUCAUAUUACUUUUAUCGACAACGGAAAAGUCUCAUUUUCAAAUCCAUCGCGCCAAGUACUAUUUACGUAUGAAGACUGUCUUAAUGGCGGGAAAAUGAAAGCAGUCGCAGCCGCCGAAAAUCUAAAACGAGUUUUGCCUACUUCUAUGAGUAGUGGAUUAUCAGUACACAUUCCAAUGCCAGGACAUCCAAUAGGGGAUUCCCUGAAACCUGAAACAAUAGAGAAUAUUAAGCAAAUUGUAGAAGCAAUCGAGGAACACGACGUUAUAUUUCUUUUAUUGGAUACAAGAGAGGCGAGAUGGUUACCCACUUUGUUGGCAGCUCAUUAUGGAAAGAUAGCAAUCAACGCGGCUCUCGGUUUCGAUAGUUAUUUAGUUAUACGACAUGGCUUAGGUAUGUCAUCUCCAGACGCUGAUGUAAAGAGUCCUCACGUAAAUGGUGCACAGCUUGGAUGCUACUUCUGCAACGAUGUCACCGCGCCCGGGAAUUCUAUAAAGGAUCGAACACUGGACCAACAAUGUACAGUAACUCGGCCUGGUGUCGCCGCCAUCGCGGGGGCUCUUUCUGUUGAACUAUUAGUUGCGCUAUUACAACAUCCACUACGAAUCAAUGCACCAGCACCAUAUAAUUUAUCAGAAGAAGAAGAUUCAACAUCUAAUGGUGUCCUUGGACCAAUACCUCAUUCGAUAAGAGGAUUCUUACACUCUUACCAGACUGUUACACCAACUUGCACUAAAUUCAGGCAGUGUAUCGCUUGUUCUGAUGUAGUCAUUAAUAUGUAUAGAGAAGAAGGAAUAGAGUUUCUGUUAAAAGUAUUUAACAGUGGAACUUAUUUGGAAGAAGUGACUGGAUUAUCGGAGUUGCAUUUGACUGCUGAGAUUGCUGAUGUAAGUCAUUUUAAAUGUCCAUCUGGUAUAAGCUGUGUUUGUAGCUGAUCAUGCAAUUAUUCUUUUCCAACACUAAGGGGUAAAAAGUAAUUUGUGGCCCAGUCCCAGCUCUACUAAACGCGAAAAAAUUCAUAGAAGUUGGUAAACUCGCUGCGAAUUUUAUACACACCAUAUGCAGUUUGAUCCAACUUACAAGAUAGGAUAGUUAAAUUAUUUUUUGUUAAAAAUAUUGAAAAAAAAUAAAUAAAAUAUUGAACUGACUUCACAACAAUACAAAAGUGAGAAGUAAAUUAACAUAAUUACUAUAAAUUCUACCAUACUAUCUAUAUGAAGUCAGUGCCAACCAAGCUAAAUACAGUAAUGGAUUGCUACUUGUGAUAUAUUUUGGAGGUAGAAUCCAUCUGUUAUCUACUCCCAUUAGACCUGGCCAAAAAAACACAGACGUACAUAGAACCUGCUGAUCCUGCUGUUUUGGACGUCGGUUGAAAAGCUUUGUGUUUAGAAUUGUUAACAUUUCCAUGCUCAUGAUGUAAUUCUUAACAAUUCAUAAAAU
Messenger RNA from Zerene cesonia (dogface butterfly), 2718 nucleotides. It is a transcript of the gene Atg7, whose product is annotated as ubiquitin-like modifier-activating enzyme ATG7. Lineage: Eukaryota; Metazoa; Arthropoda; Insecta; Lepidoptera; Pieridae. Gene Ontology annotation, biological process: autophagosome assembly; protein modification by small protein conjugation; C-terminal protein lipidation. Gene Ontology annotation, cellular component: phagophore assembly site; cytoplasm. The record is from RefSeq and is a predicted model, not a curated record. The coding region runs from base 165 to 2213 and encodes 682 amino acids. Gene Ontology annotation, molecular function: Atg12 activating enzyme activity; Atg8 activating enzyme activity. The transcript has 10 exons.